CACUGCGGCCGUAUGGAUUUAGAUAAAUAUAAUGACUACGCUGUAUCGCGUUUAUCAAAAAGAAAUAAACUAAAAUUACAAUAAAUUCUGUUAAAUUAAGGAUUGUUACGAUAAAUUUAUUGUGCUUGUUUAUAAUGCCGCCUGUUGCUGUUGCAAAUGCUGGAAUGAAUGCUCAAUUUGAAAGUAUUAAAUUAGAAAACGAGCAACUUCGAAGGGAAGCCCGAAUUCAGCGACUCAAACUCUCUGAGUGUGCCAAAGACAUCGUAGCUUUUUGUGAAAAAGAAUCUAAAGUAGAUCCUUUAAUUAUGAAAGUUCCUGCUUCAGCAAAUCCUUUUAUUGUUCGUGGUCCCGCUUGUUCUUUGACUUAAUUUCAGGAAUUGUUGUGUUAUGGUUUUUACAAUUUAGUGUAUGGUAACGGAUAUUUUGAUACAUAGUAACGAGUUCUUUUAGUAUAAUAGAUGAUGUAGUUUUUUUUGUUUGUUUUUGAUAUUUUUUUUGCUGAAUUUUAAGGGUGCAAGAUCAAUAUUUUUUUUUUUUUUUAAUUUUCAUAAUUACUUGUUUUUUAAACUCAAAUUGUUAAACUUUUUUUCAUCUAAGAAGAAACUUGAACAGCUCAUUUGUUUUUUUAUUGUUUUUUUUCUUUCGUUUUGUUCCUGAAAUUUGUAUUCCCUGAUUUUUUAAAAUAUUUUUUAAAUCAAUAUUACACUAAUAUUUGUAAGGAAGAUUUAUUUAAAAAUAAUUUCUCAAAUUGAACUAUAUUUUUUCAUGUUUUAGAAAAUCUUUUAAUAAGUUUAUAUUAUUAUUUAAUGUCAACAUAAAGUAUAAUCGUUUUAACUUAUAUUGGAAAAAAUUAAUUAUAUAAUUAAUAAUUAUUGUAAUCGUGUA
Molecule: messenger RNA, 885 nt
Organism: Hydra vulgaris (swiftwater hydra)
Lineage: Eukaryota; Metazoa; Cnidaria; Hydrozoa; Anthoathecata; Hydridae
Product: guanine nucleotide-binding protein subunit gamma
Biological process (GO): G protein-coupled receptor signaling pathway
Cellular component (GO): heterotrimeric G-protein complex
Molecular function (GO): G-protein beta-subunit binding
Source: RefSeq, a predicted model, not a curated record